Messenger RNA from Monodelphis domestica (gray short-tailed opossum), 1482 nucleotides. Its product is annotated as leukocyte immunoglobulin-like receptor subfamily A member 2. Lineage: Eukaryota; Metazoa; Chordata; Mammalia; Didelphimorphia; Didelphidae. The record is from RefSeq and is a predicted model, not a curated record. Gene Ontology annotation, biological process: immune response-regulating signaling pathway.
AUGACCCUCUCCAUACUGGAUGUGUCUCCUGAUAUUCUGGGGGUGAGGGCAAACCCCCACCUUAUUCAUUGGCCUCCUUCUCUCCCAGGACUCCCCAAACCUGUCCUCUUUGCUGAACCAAGCUCUGUAGUUGCACCAGGCACCAACGUGACUCUCGGUUGCUCAGCAUUGCAAUUGACUUCUCAGGAGUUGUUAUUCACUCUGUCGAAGGCUGGGAGCCCUGGAUAUCCUCAGCCAAAGAAGACAGGGAUAGAAGCUAGGUUUUCCCUGCCAUCUGUGAAGGUCAGAGAUGCUGGGAGCUACAGCUGUUUUUACUCUGAGAGGAGACAUGCAAAGGGGAAGUCAGAGACCAGUGAAACCCUGGACUUGGUGGUCACAGGUUCUCUUCCUCGGCCCUCCCUCCAGGCCUUGCCCAGUGCUAAGGUGUCCCUCAAUGGAAGGGUGACCCUGAGGUGUGUCCUGCCAGUGAAACCAUCCCUUGGAAGUGUGAUGUUUAUGUGGCUGAAGGCAGGGACCCCAGAACCCCUAGGACGAGCCCUCCAGCAAUCCCAGAGAUGGGCUAAUUUUACCCUCCCGUCUGUGACAGUCCAGGAUGCAGGGAGCUUCAGAUGUGUUUACUAUGAGAAGACAGUCCAGCCUCGGGCCUCAGAGCCCAGUGAGCCCCUCUAUGUCUGUGUGACAGACUCCCUGACCAGGCCCUCCCUGACAGUCGAGCCGAGCUCCAGCGUUUCUCUGGGAGAAAAGAUGACGUUGUGGUGCCAGUCAGCAUCGUGUGGCACCAGAUUCACUCUGUACAAGGAUGGAGAGGACAAUCCUGUGCAGACCAUCGAUUCCCCCCAGGACAAGGCUGGAUUCCUCAUCGCUCAGGUGACCCACAACCACACUGGGACCUAUUACUGUCUCCAUCACACGGGAGAGGACAUCCCCACCCCAGCCCUGUACAGUGACCCCUUGGAGCUUUCCGUGUCUGGGGAACGUGAUGAGUCUUUUCCAGAAAAAGGUAAGUCUGAGGGUAGGGAAUGAGGUUCUUGUGUCUUUGGAUCCUGGUACAGCACUGACUAGCCAAUGGGUGGAGAGUGGCCGAGGGUGGGAGAGGCAGUGAGGAUCCUCCUUUCAGACCACAUUGGACAUUGUUUGUCUUCACACACAGAUAUUCACCCAAUUUUAUUUCAUUUUAUUUUUGUAGUUCUAGGAAAUACUUUUUGGGUAGUUGAUUGGCCUGUCACUGAAUAGGUAAUUUAAAUUAGGUAAGAUUGUUAUUUUUAUUAUAUUGGUUCAUCCUAUCCAUGAGCAAUUUUCCAUUUGUUUAGGUCUGACUUGGCAUGAAAAGUGUCUUGUAAUCCUGUUCAUGUAGUUUCUGGGUUUGUUUUGGUAACUAUAAUCUGAGGUAUUUAUAGUGUCUUCAGUUAUUUUAAAUGGAAGCUCCUUUUCUGUCUCUUGAUUUUGAACUUUGUUGGUGAUAAAUAGAAAUGCUGAUGAUUU